Paramecium pentaurelia is the source of this 534-nucleotide messenger RNA. NCBI's taxonomy places the organism in Eukaryota, Ciliophora, Oligohymenophorea, Peniculida, Parameciidae. The record is from the annotation of a GenBank genome assembly.
AUGCAUCAAUAUAAUGGUUCUAGUAAUUAGAAUUAAAAUUUAUGUUUCUCAUCUGAUUUAUAAAGUAUGAUAUUACACAAUCAUUUUAGGUACAAUAUAAGCAGAUGAGAGUAUUUUUUAUCAUGGAUUAGCAUUUUAAUUUAGAAAAAUAAAAGAAGGAGCUGCUUUUUAGAAUUUUAUUAACUCUUAGGUCUAAAAGUCUUCAGGGAUUAAUUAAAUAAUUGCCAUUUAGAAAUUUGUCUUCUUCGUGUAAGAAGAAUAUCUUUUACUCUUCUUUUUAAUCUCUAAUUUUUUUAAUGGAGGUCAUUAAUUCACAAAAAUCAUCAAAGAAACAUAAAAAUUAAAGAUUGGCCAACUGAUAUUAAGGAAAGAAAUUUGCAGGGUGAGUUUACUUAAUUAAAAUGAAAAAAAUAACACUAAUAGUAUUAAUAAUAUUAUUGCAUAGACUAGACAAAACAAAACAAUUUUAGUUAUUCUUCUUAUCAUCUAAAUCAUAAUGAAAGUAAUUAAGUAUUGUUUUAACAAAAUCCAUGA